Messenger RNA from Eimeria mitis, 528 nucleotides. RefSeq lists its product as uncharacterized. The transcript has 2 exons. Lineage: Eukaryota; Apicomplexa; Conoidasida; Eucoccidiorida; Eimeriidae. The record is from RefSeq and is a predicted model, not a curated record. The coding region runs from base 1 to 528 and encodes 175 amino acids.
AUGCAGACCGCCUGUCCCCUGUCUCUCGCCGUUUCCUUCAAAGCUAUCAGAGACAGAGAGAACGCCAUAGCAGCAGCAGCAGCAGCAGCAGCGGCAGCAGCAGCAGCAGCAGAGCCAGCAGCAGCAAAGGCAGCAGCUGGCAGUGCAGCUGCUCCCGGGGCCUUGGAUGAGGCGCCCCUGAAAGCACAGCAGCAACAGCAUCAGCAUCAGCAUCAACAGCAGCAGCAGCAGCAGCAGCAGCAGCUGCAGCAGCAGCAGCAACAGCAGCAGCGGCUGCAGCUGCUGCUGGAGGCGUUUGAGAUUGAGCUGGUGCUGGCGUCCAACAUGGCGGCAAACGAAAAUUUUAAGGAAGGGGCAGCCCAGCAGUCUGGCGGAGGUCAGCGAGGCUGCGGUGUCUCAGCUCUUUCAGUGGAAGGCACCCAUGCGCUUAGCGCGGCUAUGAGAGCAGCAGCAGCAGCAGCAGCAGCAGCAGCAGCAGAAGCAGGAGCAACAGCAGCAGCAGCAGCAGGGGGAGCAGCAACUGGUUAA